GAAGUGCGCAUGCGCCUUGCCGUUCUAGACAAACGCUGCUGUUUGUUGCGUUUUCAUCCCGGAAAAAGUGUCGAGAUGUCCAUGUUUCAUCCCUUCUCCUGACGACAGCUUUCACAGUGAACGCAGAAAGCCCUUUUGUAAGGUGUUUGUGAUCAAGCAUGAUGGGUGCUCUGGGGAACGGGCGACGUGGCGGACGCUCUCCAUCUCUGCUGAUGGCGGCGCUCAUCUCCUGCAUCCUCCUGCUCGCCUUCAACUACUGGGUCUCCAACUCCAGAAACGUAGAGCUCCAGAGCAAGAUAUUGGAGCUGGAGGACCGCAUUCGGCUGCUGUCAGCAGACCGGGAAAGAGAAGAGCAGAGCAAGCUGAAAGCAGAGGACGAGAUGCACAGACAGAACGAACAGCUGGAGUUGAUGGAGAAAACACACCACAGACAGCAGGAGAACGCUAUCAACAGCUGGAGACAGGAAAAAGAGAAUCUGCAGCUCAACAUUUCCUCCAGUGCUAAAGCAGUACAAAACAUGAAGAACCGUAUGAAGUCGUUACUGGAGGAUGUGAAUAAGAUGCAGAGUGAACUGAAGUCCUGUCAUAGUAGUAUGGACACGCUCACAAAGAAAGCCAACAGUGACAAGACUCGGUGUAACAAAGAAAUUGAGGCAACAAAAGAGGAAUGCAGUGUGAAGAUAGCAGCUGCCAAACAAGAGAAACUCAAGACGGCUGAAAAGGUGGAUCCACAGGAUGCUGAUGGUCCCGAGCAGAAAGUCUUGAAAGCCAAAUCUGAUGUUCUCGCUUCAAACGAUUUAAAUAAAAACCCAGCAGAACCUCCAAACGGAAAACCAGAUGUGGAUUCACCAUCCAAUCUCGAUGCUCAGGUUGAAACCAAUGAGUUGGUAGUGGAGAAAGAUGCUAAAGAUGCUGUGAUUUUACAAGACACGCCUAUUGCUGCCUCCAAACUGACCAACAAGAGUGAGACCCUCAAAAAGCCAGCCUAUGAAGCGGUUGCAGAAGCAGUGGAGGACAUUAAAGAACCGGCUCCAAAGGAUGCAGAGGCUGUGCUGGAUGAAGCAGAUAUUUUAGAACCGAAGGAAAAUGAGGCUGGGAUUGGAGAUGCCAAUGAGGAAGAUGAUGUUGGGAUUGGAGAUGCGAAUCAGGAAGAAGAUGAUGAGGAUUUAAAACUGAAAGCCGGGGAUCUGAAGGAGGAAGAUGCUGCAGUUGGGAAGGAAGAUGCCAUCAUGUACGACAACGAGGGCGAGAUCGAGAAACAGCUCUCUCAGAUUAAAGAUGAAAACCAAGGCGCAGGUCAAGAUCUAGAGGACGAUGUGGCUAAUUAUAACGGAGAUGACGAGAACCAGCCUGAGUCUGAGGAUGAGAAGCAGGCAGAGCUGGCAGGGAUGUAAAAAAACACCUUCAGCUGAACAUUACCGUGUUUUUACCCUCCCAGCAGCUCAGCUAUAAGGUGGGAGACCUACACUGCUGUAAAGACUGAUGUGUGCUGGACAAAACUGCACUACUGGGUAAUGAAGGAUAUGAGUUUGUCUCAUACGCCUUACAGGACAACAGACAUGUUGAAAACUUACUUUUUCUAGGUCUGAUUUUAGAUUCAGCUUGAAUGAAACUACUUAUUACGUCGCGCCUUUAAAUUAACGAGUCAUGAUGAUGAAUUUCCCCUUGUUUUCUGUUACAAAACAACAAUGAAACUGAAUUUUGAAAGAUUUUAAUUGCUCAAAAGAACGUGAAUAUUAAGACGUGUAAACUGAAAGUCUUUGAUUGGCUGUAAAACGUUACUUUUAUGUUGAUUUAUAUUCAUUUUGUAACUUUUUUUUUGGGAACUGGAAUUAUUAUUUUUUUUGUUCAAAAAUGGGUUUCUAAAUAUAUUUAUGUUCUAAUAAAGUUUUUAGUUGUGUUC
Danio rerio (zebrafish) is the source of this 1903-nucleotide messenger RNA. It is a transcript of the gene golm1, whose product is annotated as golgi membrane protein 1. The record is from RefSeq and is marked validated. NCBI's taxonomy places the organism in Eukaryota, Metazoa, Chordata, Actinopteri, Cypriniformes, Danionidae. Gene Ontology annotation, cellular component: membrane.